Messenger RNA from Naegleria gruberi, 549 nucleotides. RefSeq lists its product as uncharacterized. The transcript has a single exon. The record is from RefSeq and is a predicted model, not a curated record. Gene Ontology annotation, cellular component: cytoplasm. Lineage: Eukaryota; Heterolobosea; Eutetramitea; Acrasida; Naegleriidae. The coding region runs from base 1 to 549 and encodes 182 amino acids. Gene Ontology annotation, biological process: microtubule cytoskeleton organization.
AUGAACAAACAAGUACUCGAUAAUGCCCUCUUAGCUUCUGCCCAAAUCAUUGAAAAGAGUUUGGAUGAAAAGCUGAAGGAAAUGGAUGAAAUGACCGAUGAUGAUUAUAUGAUGCUUAAACAAAAACGUAUGAAUGCCUUGAAACAAAAGAAUAACAUGAAGGCUGAGUUUCUGCAGAAGGGUCACGGAAGGGUUAUGGAUGUCACUGACGCCAAGGACUUCUUCAAUCAUGUUAAGGAUAACAAAUUCUGUGUAGUUUUAUUCACUCGUCCAAGCAAUGAAUACUGUGAUAUUGUGUUGAGCCAUUUGCAAAAGAUUGCCCAAAAGCACUUGGAAACCUUAUUCAUUAAAGUAGAUGGUGAAAAGUGUCCAAUCGUUGUGGAACAUUUACAAAUCUGGAUGAUGCCAACUGUUGUUUGUAUUAAGAAUGGAAGAACUGAUAACUCGAUAGUGGGCUUGGAUGAAUUAGGAGGAUCCAAUUUCACAACACCAACUCUUAGAAAGAUGUUAUUAGGUUUUGGUGUUAUCGAAAGAGAAGAAGACGAAUAA